Messenger RNA from Drechmeria coniospora, 1731 nucleotides. RefSeq lists its product as uncharacterized. NCBI's taxonomy places the organism in Eukaryota, Fungi, Ascomycota, Sordariomycetes, Hypocreales, Ophiocordycipitaceae. Bases 1 to 1731 code for a protein of 576 amino acids. The transcript has 2 exons. The record is from RefSeq and is a predicted model, not a curated record.
AUGACUGGUACCGUUCCUGGCACUUCUACAGCGCCUUCUGAUGUAGCCACAACUACUACGGUCUUCGGAACCGCGAGCGGUACGAGCACUAUUACGCCGCCGAUCGAUUGCACGCACCCCUGCACCACUAGCGUCAUCGUCACUGACGUUCCUUCGCCGCUCCCAUGCAGCGUGCAUGGUUAUAUUAUCCAGGCGGGACAGAAUUUCUAUGGCAUCGAUUUAUCAACAAGUCAAUUCUCGCUUAUCAAGAGCGGAAUUGCGCCUGGCGUACGAGGUCCAGGCGUUAUCAAUGGUAUUGGCUAUAACGUCCUUGACAGUUAUGUCUAUGGUUUUAUUCGCACUAAUAAUGAUACCGGUUCGGUGCUCAUCCGUAUUGGAGCUGGGGGCGCGUCAACCCUUAUUGGAUCGGUCGUUCUUAAUGCCGCCAAUGGUUUCCCUGCCGGACCUGUCAACGGAACUAUACGACCAAAUAUUGGCGACAUAACUCCUGAUGGUCAAUUCUGGGUCACAACUGGAAGCGGGUCAGCGGGAGGCUGGGCCCAAAUUGAUCUAAGCCCAGGUGCUACAUUUGCUACAAUAGUUGCUAUUGGAACAUCUCCGCAAUUGUUGAAUAUGCCUGAUUGGGCCUACGUACCUGGUGGAGGCACCAAUUAUUUAUAUGGGCUUGCGUCUUCCGCUAAUGCAUCAAUCGUCUAUUUACAGCGAUGGAAUACUGUUACCCAUCAAUAUACGGUUCUCGCAGACCUUGGCACAGCAAUCGGAUUAAAUACGUUUGGUGCCGUUUUCGGUACAGCUGAUGGAUAUCUCUAUGGCCAGAAUGGCUUCGAUGGAUUUCUUUACAGAAUUAAAGUAAACCCACCGGGAUCAGCUUUGGAAUUUAUUGCAGAAGGUCCAAUCCCAGGAGACUGCACCCACCCCUGCACGACGAGCGUUAUUAUAACCGUUGUCCCCUCGCCGCUUCCAUGUAGCGUCAAUGGAUAUAUUAUACAGAAUUCAACCAACUUCUAUGGCAUUAAUCUAACGACUAGUCAAUUUGAGCUCAUUAAUGCAAAUGUAGCACCCGGAAUAACAGAUCCGGGUACUAUUAAUACAAUUGGCUAUAAUGUAUUGGAUAACUAUAUAUAUGGUGUCAUUCGCACAAAUAAUGAUAACACCGGCUUACUUAUACGUAUUGGAGCCGGGGGAGCGUCUGUUAUUCUUCAGUCGGUAAUCCUUAACGCUGCCAAUGGUUUCCCGGCAGCCAACACUGUUCGUCCUAAUCUUGGUGACGUCGAUCCUAACGGUCAAUACUAUGGUACAACUCCAGCAGGAGGGUACUGGAUCCAGGUCGACCUAGCCCCAGGCUCACCUACAUUUGGCACAAUAGUUGAUAGUGGAUCAGGUUCACUCCAACCGUUUAAUAUGUCUGAUUGGGCUUACGUACCAGGAGGAGGUAAUUAUUUAUACGGGUUCGCGAGUUCAGACGAUAUACAAACUGCAUAUCUACAGCGAUGGGAUAUUACUACCCAUGAAUAUUCCGUUGUGGCCAAUUUAGGACCGCUUCCUAACAACGUCUUUGGUGCCGUUUUCGGCGCAGAAAAUGGCUAUCUUUAUGACCAGAAUGGUUAUGAUGGAAACCUUUAUAGAGUUAGAGUCAACCCACCAGGUGCUCUAGAAUUGGUAGCUAAUGGUCCAUUACCCGGAGGUAACUACGAUGGAGCAAGAUGCAUUAAUGCUCUCAAUCCUAUCUAG